Molecule: messenger RNA, 473 nt
Organism: Arabidopsis lyrata subsp. lyrata
Lineage: Eukaryota; Viridiplantae; Streptophyta; Magnoliopsida; Brassicales; Brassicaceae
Product: non-specific lipid-transfer protein 2
Exons: 1
Coding region: 68-355 (95 amino acids)
Biological process (GO): lipid transport
Source: RefSeq, a predicted model, not a curated record
AAAUCUCAAACAUUAUCAAGUAAUUGAAAUAUAAUUCUAUAGACGGGAGUCACUAGGCUUACAAGACAUGAAAUUUAUUACAUUAGUAUUCAUCGGUUUCACUAUGCUAUCUUUGAUUCUGACUAAAACAAUGAUUUUGGGGGAAGAGGAAAACACGACAUGCGUUGUGACAGAUCUUCAAAUAUGCAAGUCGGAGGUAACAACCGGAAACCCACGUUCAAAGGAAUGUUGCGAAAAACUGAAAGAACAACAGUCGUGUUUGUGUGCGUACUUGAAAGAUCCAUUGGUUGCUCCAUAUAUUACAGUUGCCAAAAUAAUCUUAGCAUCUUGUGGUAUACCUUUUCCUAGUUGUUGAAGCUUCAAACAUUAAUAACAUGAUCUAUAAAUGUUAUAAUUAUCAAAAUCAUAUUUGAUAAUGUUUAUCAAGUCAAGGUUAUUAAACUGAUAUUAAUAAAAAUACAUGUGUUUCCUUA